GUCAGUUUCCUGCUUCUUUCUCAGCGCCGAGGCACAAAGAUUCGUCUUGUGGUGGGUGGAGGGGGUGGAUGAGAGCCUUGUGGCCCAGACUGGAAUUUGUCAACUUUCUCUCCAUAUAUAGGCAGGAGCUACCAAGCGGGCGGGGCAACCAGCCCAUCAAAAGAGCGUUGACAUUUCAUCCCCAUUCGCAUUUCUCUUGGAAGGAAACUGCGCGCAGUUCGAGUUACAAGAGUUACAAGAGUUUUUAAAACAGCAACAUGUCACACUCCAGCAAGCAGUUUAACAGCGGGCCCUCGUACGGGCUAACAGCAGAAGUGAAAAACAAGAUCGCUCAGAAAUAUGAUCACCAGAAGGAGGACGAGCUCCGAGUUUGGAUUGAGGGGAUCACCGGGAAGCAGAUCGGGAACGACUUUCAGAAAGGCCUGAAGGACGGAGUCAUCCUUUGCGAGCUCAUUAACAAAAUCAAACCAAACUCUGUAAAGAAAAUCAACAUGUCCGCUUUAAACUGGCAUAAGCUGGAAAAUGUGUCCAAUUUUAUCAAAGCAAUGCAGAAUUACGGCAUCAAACCACACGACACGUUUGAGGCAAAUGAUCUUUUUGAGAAUGGGAAUAUGACCCAGGUACAGACAGCGCUACUGGCCCUGGCAGGCAUGACCAAAACCAAAGGCAUGCAGGCUGGAGUUGACAUUGGUGUCAAAUUUGCCGACAAGCAGGAGCGAUCGUUCGAUCAAGAGGUCCUGAAGGCGGGGCAAUGCGUUAUUGGACUUCAGAUGGGAACCAAUAAAUGUGCCAGCCAGAGUGGCAUGAGUGCCUAUGGAACCAGGCGGCAUCUCUAUGACCCAAGGGCACAAAUCCCCACCUCAAUGGACCAGUCGACGAUCAGUUUGCAGAUGGGGACCAACAAAGGGGCGAGCCAGGCUGGGAUGACUGCUCCGGGCACCCGCAGACCCAUUUACGACAAGAAGCUGGGCACCGAGCAGUGCGACAACAGUACGGCCUCGCUGCAGAUGGGGAGCAACCAAGGAGCCACCCAGAGUGGCACCAACUUUGGCCUGGGUCGGCAGAUCUACGAUCCCAAGUAUUGCCCCAAGACUGAGCAAGGACAGAACGGGAGCCACACCGAUUACAAUCAAGAGUACGUGCCAGAGCACCCAGGCCAGCACUACUGACCCCGGCACCCCAACGCGGACACUGCAGAGUAACAGCUGGAGUUUAUGUGGCCAUGUCCCAACUUUCCCCUCUGUCGCAGCGAAUGUCUCUGCAACAUUUCAAGUAUGUUUCAGCCCCUGUCCCACUUGGGAAACCUGAACGGAAACCUCUGGAGACUUUGCGCCCCACCCAAGGUUUCCGUGCGGUUCCCGGAGGUUUUUUGUCAGUCUCCCUACCUGCUUCCACUACCUGCAACCUCCGGCAACCACCUGCAACCUCCGGGAACCACCUGCAACCUCCGGGAACCGCACGGAAAACUUGGGUGGGGCGCAAAGUCUCCAGAGGUUUCCGUUCAGGUUUCCUAAGUGGGACAGGGGCAUUACUCUAGUGAUUGUGACCAGAAGCUGAUAUUAAUCUGCCUUCCAAAAUCCUCAUGUUUGUUUAACUUGCAAUAUAAACCCUGCAGUGACGGGCGAAAGGGAGACAUUUGUUUCCUCUGAAAAUUUGUUCUUCAAAUUUAAAACAAGAACUCGUACUGGGGUUGGCGUGAAGUGGCUGAUGUUUGGGUGAGGUCGGGGAAAAGGGGGGGGGGGUUUGUUUGUUUCGUUAUUAAGGAGACGGGAGAAAGCAGCGCUUAGUGACGGUGCAAUGUUUAGCGAUUGUCCUUGCGAGUCUCCAGCCAUUGUAACUCGUCCCACGAGAGUAUGCAUUUUAAGUGAGAACAGCUUGUUUUUAAGGAUUUGUUUUUUUUUAAAUCAAUACAUAUUUCCUCCUUUUUCAACAAAAAGGUUGUGAAUGCUCUGAGGCGUGAAUGUGUGUGUGUGUGUGUGCGCGUGCGCGUGUGUGCGUCUGUGUGCGUCUGUGUGUGUGUGCGUGCGUGUCUAAGUGUGUGUGUGUAU
Leucoraja erinaceus (little skate) is the source of this 2048-nucleotide messenger RNA. Its product is annotated as calponin-2-like. Gene Ontology annotation, biological process: actomyosin structure organization. The coding region runs from base 258 to 1169 and encodes 303 amino acids. The record is from RefSeq and is a predicted model, not a curated record. Gene Ontology annotation, molecular function: actin binding. The transcript has 7 exons. NCBI's taxonomy places the organism in Eukaryota, Metazoa, Chordata, Chondrichthyes, Rajiformes, Rajidae.